This is a messenger RNA of Rubroshorea leprosula, 1076 nucleotides long. Lineage: Eukaryota; Viridiplantae; Streptophyta; Magnoliopsida; Malvales; Dipterocarpaceae. The record is from the annotation of a GenBank genome assembly.
AUUUUCAGAAGAAAGAAAGAUUUUGGAUUUCCCCACCUGUCCCUCAUACUUCCCUUAAUUUGCGCAUACGCCAUGCCACAGUUCUCUUUUGUGAUCUGAGAUUAUUUCAGUUGCUUGAAGCAAGGAAACUGAAGAAGAAGAAGAAAAGGAUAGUUAAAGAUGUUUUGCAGAAUGGUAUUGGUGCCGCGGAAGAAGAAAGCCGGGGCAAUUCCGGUUUACUUGAAUGUGUAUGACUUGACUCCUAUUAAUGGCUAUGCCUAUUGGGUUGGACUUGGGAUCUAUCAUUCUGGGGUUCAAGUUCAUGGUGUUGAAUACGGUUUUGGAGCUCAUGAGUAUGCAACUACGGGGGUUUUUGAAGUGGAACCGAAGCUGUGUCCAGGUUUCAGGUUCAGGAAAUCUAUUUUGAUUGGAAGAACAGACUUAGGCCCUAAAGAUGUUCGUUCUUUUAUGGAUAAAUUAGCUGAAGAAUACUCUGGAAAUACAUAUCAUCUUAUCACCAGGAACUGCAACCAUUUCUGCAACGAUGUGUGUCUUAAACUGACAGGGAAGCCAAUUCCACGCUGGGUCAAUCGACUUGCUAGAUUAGGUUUACUCUGCAAUUGUGUUCUUCCAGCGGGGCUGAACGAGACCAAAGUUCAUCAAGUGAGAUCAGAAGAUAGGGCUCAGGAAGGAGACAAGAAGUUACGAAGGCAUCAAAGUAGCUUUCCCUCUACUUCCGCUCUACCUUCUUCCUUGGAAAUUUUCCCACCAGAUCACGAGAUACAGAAUACUAGACAAAGGCACUGUCUUCCUCAGCGAUCGUUGUUUCUACAUUCUUCUUCAACAUCAAGCUGCCCCUGAAACUUUGCUAGGUUCUAAAAUCUCAAUGGUGAACAACAGUUGAGGUUUAACAAUUGCAAUUUUCACUUCUGCCCCAUGCUUUUAUAUGGUAAUCUGAUCUUUUCUUUUUUACUUCUUAAUGUUUACGGAAACAGUUUGCUUAGAAAUUGUGCAGUGUUUCGUUGUAAAAUAUAAAUAUGUUCUGAUGUUUUCUGAUGAUUGAAACUAUUGAUCUUGAAUACAGGUCCAUAGAUUUG